GAGUGGAUUUUCCGGUUUGAAAUUGUGGCACACUGUUUGACUCAUCGAACCGUAAAUUGUGCGGAUGGAACAGCAGGAAUUGAGCAAAGAUCAGUUGAAAGUGCUGCGUGAUGCCUUCAAUGCGUUCGAUAAGGAGAAAACGGGCAGCAUUUCCACGGACGUGAUCGGCACGAUCCUGGAGCUGCUCGGCCACAAGCUAACGGAGGAGGAGCUGGACGAGGUGAUCGAGGAGUACGACGAGGACGAGUCGGGCCAGCUGGAGUUUGACGAGUUUGUCGCGCUCGCCUCGAACUACGUCGAGCCGGAGGAGGACUACGAUGCGCUCCGGAAGGAACUGCGCGAAGUGUUCAUGAUGUACGAUAAGGAUGCCAAGGGUUACCUGCCCGUUGAGGAGUUCAAAGCGAUCCUUCGCGAGCUGGAUGGGGCCGUGCCGGAGGAGGAGCUGGACGACAUCGUGGACGAAAUUGAUGCCGACGGUUCCGGCACAGUGGACUUUGAAGAGUUCAUGGAAGUAAUGACAGGAUAAGUGUAUGUGUGUAUGUAUUUGCCUUACCCGUAACCGAAGGAAGACUUCGGUGGGGAUUGGGGAGAACGGAACGAGACUGGGCGCAGGACAACUGCUACCGCCCGACAGGACCAGGACAUCGUAACAAAUAUGUAAUUUGCGUUGCAAGGUAUCAUCAUGGCUGCCGGCGCUCACUGGCACACACGCACGGUAAGGUAAAACCGCACGCAAAAUUAAGAGCCGAGAAAGGGAAAAUGGAUGGGAACGAACGAUGAACGAUAAAUAUACUCUAC
Anopheles coustani is the source of this 798-nucleotide messenger RNA. RefSeq names its product troponin C, isoallergen Bla g 6.0101-like. NCBI's taxonomy places the organism in Eukaryota, Metazoa, Arthropoda, Insecta, Diptera, Culicidae. Gene Ontology annotation, molecular function: enzyme regulator activity; calcium ion binding. The coding region runs from base 65 to 526 and encodes 153 amino acids. The record is from RefSeq and is a predicted model, not a curated record. The transcript is spliced from 6 exons.